This is a messenger RNA of Mercurialis annua (annual mercury), 1216 nucleotides long. RefSeq names its product phenylacetaldehyde reductase-like. Lineage: Eukaryota; Viridiplantae; Streptophyta; Magnoliopsida; Malpighiales; Euphorbiaceae. The coding region runs from base 89 to 1060 and encodes 323 amino acids. The transcript is spliced from 6 exons. The record is from RefSeq and is a predicted model, not a curated record. Gene Ontology annotation, molecular function: oxidoreductase activity, acting on the CH-OH group of donors, NAD or NADP as acceptor.
GAGACAAAGGUAAUUGAAGGAGUAAUAUUUGGCCUCCUCUGGUCAAAUAGCUUCCUAUUAUUAUUGAUUUUUCUUGAACUACAGAGAAAUGAGUGAAGUAAAGGUUGUUUGUGUAACUGGUGGAUCUGGUUAUAUAGCUUCAUGGCUAAUCAAAUUCUUGCUUCAAAGUGGCUACUCCGUUAAUGCCACCGUUCGUGAUCCAAAUGAUCAAGAAAAAACUGCACACUUACUUGGACUUGAUGGAGCCAAUGAAAGACUUCAUUUGUUCAAAGCGGAUUUAAUGGAAGAAGGGUCUUUUGAUGCUGCAGUUCAUGGCUGUGAAGGUGUUUUUCAUACAGCUUCGCCCGUCUUCUUUUCGGCCAUUGAUCCGCAGACAGAGUUAAUUGAUCCUGCAGUAAGGGGAACACUUAAUGUUCUUAAGUCUUGCGCAAAAGUUCAUACUAUUCGGAGAGUGAUUCUAACAUCCUCCUUUGCAACUGUUCCAUACAAUGGCAAACCUAUCCCUCCUGAUGCAGUAUUAGAUGAGACUUGGUUUCCAGACCCAGUUGCUUGCAAGGAACAAAAGCUUUGGUAUCAACUUGGAAAAACCUUGGCAGAGCAGACUGCUUGGAAAUUCGCAGAAGACAACAGAAUUGAUUUGGUUACAGUAAAUCCCGGGAUUGUUCUUGGUCCUCUUCUGCAUUCAACUUGUAGUCACUCGGUGGAGAUACUCCUGAACCUCAUAAACGGAGCGAAAGAGUAUCCCGAUGCAUAUUAUAAAUCGGUGGAUGUAAGAGAUGUGGCUAAUGCACAUAUUAAAGCUUUUGAGAAUUCUUCAGCUAGUGGGAGAUAUUGUUUAGUUGAAAGAGACAGUCACUUCUCUGAGGUUCUAAAGAUUGUUCAUCAACAUUACCCUUCCUGGGACCUCCCUCAAAAGUGCAUCCCUGGAAUGAGUUUUCUGGUGAAGUAUGGAGUGUCCAAGGAAAAAGCAAAAUCCUUAGGCAUCGAUUUUAUUCCUUUAGAUGUGAGUCUGAAGGAUACUAUUGAAAGCUUGAAGGUGAUAGGAUUUAUAACAAUUUGAUGCAGCUUGCUUCUCAAUAUGCAAAUGAUCCAUUAAUUUGGCUUUUUUUAGGGAACUAUAUGGUUGGUCAUGAAAUAUUAGAAAACAAACCAAGCCACUGUAAUCAAUAAAUUGUUAGAAUCUAUCAAUAAUCCAAUAUUCAUAUGCUGCAGUCUA